UGUUUGAUGAGUAAACCAAAAGCUGACGGAUCUCCCACAAGUGCAGAAAACAAAAAUGGAUUUUGAAUUUUCUUCUUCUUCGUCGAGCGAUCGCAGGAUCGGCACUCUGCUUCGUCAUCUCGUCGGCGGGUCAGAGUCUCUGGCAAUGGAUCCUCGGAGCUCCGUCGCCGCCUCGCCAACGUCGGGAAUCGCCGGCGGUUCUGUCUUCGCUCACCUUGUUCAAGCUCCCGAGGAUCCUAUUCUUGGGGUGACUGUUGCUUAUAACAAAGAUCCAAGCCCGAGUAAGUUGAAUUUGGGAGUUGGAGCUUACCGAACUGAGGAUGGAAAACCUUUGGUUCUGAAUGUUGUGAGGAAAGCCGAGCAGCAGAUUAUUAAUGACAGAUCACGAGUGAAGGAGUAUCUUCCUAUUGUCGGGUUGGCUGAAUUCAACAAAUUAAGCGCUAAGCUUAUAUUAGGUGCCGACAGCCCUGCUAUUCGAGAGAAUAGGGUUACAACCGUGCAAUGCUUGUCUGGUACUGGUUCACUGAGAGUUGGAGCAGAGUUUUUGGCCAAACACUAUCAUGAGAAAACAAUUUAUAUUCCUGUGCCGACAUGGGGCAACCACCCAAAAAUUUUUGCUCUGGCUGGCUUGUCGGUGAAAACUUACCGCUACUAUGAUCCAGCGACACGUGGGUUGAACUUCAAAGGGCUAUUAGAGGAUCUUGGUUCUGCUUCUUCGGGUGCUAUUGUGCUUCUUCAUGCAUGUGCUCAUAACCCGACUGGUGUUGACCCAACUGUUCAACAGUGGGAGCAAAUCAGGCAGUUGCUGCGAUCCAAGGGGUUGAUGCCUUUCUUUGAUAGUGCUUAUCAGGGCUUUGCAAGUGGAAAUCUGGAAUCAGAUGCGCAAUCAAUAAGGAUGUUUGUCGCUGAUGGUGGAGAAUGCCUCGUCGCUCAAAGUUUUGCGAAAAACAUGGGUCUCUAUGGAGAACGAGUUGGUGCUCUAAGCAUUGUCUGCAAAGCAGCAGAUGUAGCAGGCAGGGUGGAGAGCCAGCUGAAACUUGUGAUCAGGCCGAUGUACUCAAACCCUCCGAUCCAUGGUGCAUCUAUCGUUGCUGCAAUCCUGCGAGACAGGAACAUGUUCAAUGAAUGGACUCUGGAACUGAAGGCCAUGGCUGAUCGUAUUAUCAGCAUGAGGAAGCAGCUCUUUGAUGCUCUACGUGCUCGAGGCACGCCCGGCGACUGGAGUCACAUCGUCAAGCAGAUUGGCAUGUUCACGUUCACGGGUUUGAACACUGCCCAAGUCUCUUUCAUGACUAAAGAAUACCACAUCUACAUGACAUCUGACGGGAGGAUAAGCAUGGCUGGUCUAAGCUCCAAGACUGUCCCUCACCUCACAGAAGCCAUCCAUGCUGCAGUCACCCGCGUCGCCUGAGCGACAACGUUGCUCGUGGUAAUAAGCAUUUCCUCUGAGCUUUUUUCUCCUCUUCAGCUCUUCAGCAGCAAUAAUAAGAAUGGCAAACAUGACUAGCAUCCAACCCAAGUAUCUUGGUUUAGAAUAUUCGGUUAUAAAAAAAAAUAAAAAAAGAAUGGCCAGGCGACAACUUUUUUGUACCACGGCCAAUCAAGUCCAUGAUGUGUUUUUGGAAUUUGUAUUUAAACCCUGAACCUAAAAAGAGCAAUGAAAUAUUUUUACUUUUUUGUUU
Tarenaya hassleriana is the source of this 1682-nucleotide messenger RNA. Its product is annotated as aspartate aminotransferase 3, chloroplastic. The transcript is spliced from 12 exons. The coding region runs from base 56 to 1411 and encodes 451 amino acids. Gene Ontology annotation, biological process: biosynthetic process; amino acid metabolic process. Gene Ontology annotation, cellular component: mitochondrion. Gene Ontology annotation, molecular function: L-aspartate:2-oxoglutarate transaminase activity; pyridoxal phosphate binding. NCBI's taxonomy places the organism in Eukaryota, Viridiplantae, Streptophyta, Magnoliopsida, Brassicales, Cleomaceae. The record is from RefSeq and is a predicted model, not a curated record.